CUCCCAAACUGACAGGAAAGGCAGUGCAGCAUUCCCAUCGCUUCGUGGAUAGAAGCGCAUCUUUACACGGCGAGCAUCCACAGCAAGAGUACCUGAACCGUGGGGAAACGCAGAUUAAUUGUCUACUACUGUAAAAAAGCAACCCAAACAUGUCUGUGGGUGGUGACUUUGGGAACCCUUUGAGAAAAUUCAAACUCGUUUUUCUGGGGGAGCAAAGCGUUGGGAAAACAUCCCUGAUCACGAGGUUCAUGUAUGACAGCUUCGACAACACGUACCAGGCAACGAUUGGAAUUGACUUCUUAUCAAAAACAAUGUAUUUAGAAGACCGAACGGUGAGGCUGCAGCUGUGGGACACGGCGGGACAGGAGCGGUUCAGGAGCCUCAUCCCCAGCUACAUCCGUGACUCCACUGUGGCCGUGGUGGUGUAUGACAUUACAAACGUUAAUUCCUUCCAGCAGACUUCCAAAUGGAUUGAUGAUGUCAGAACAGAAAGAGGAAGUGAUGUCAUCAUCAUGUUAGUGGGCAACAAAACAGACCUGGCUGAUAAGAGGCAAAUUACAAUUGAAGAGGGAGAGCAGAGAGCCAAAGAGCUGAAUGUAAUGUUCAUCGAGACCAGCGCAAAGACUGGCUACAACGUCAAGCAGCUGUUUCGACGUGUGGCGGCCGCCCUGCCAGGGAUGGAGAGCAUGCAGGAGACGAGCAAAGAAGGCAUGAUUGACAUCAAGCUGGACAAACCACAGGAGCCUCCAACCAGCGAGAGUGGGUGUUCCUGUUAAUGCACAGGACUGGACUGGGCAGCUUCAUUUACCACAUGCUUGUUGUGUUGCUUCCUAUUGGUUAGCUUCCAGUUGAGUUUUCAGAUAUUCGGAUAUUUGGCCUUUUACAUCUGAUUGGUUGGAACUAGUGUCUUCAAUCUUCAGUUGUAAAAUAUUGUACUUUAUUAACUAAAUUGCCAAAAAGUUUUAAAAAUUCAAAAAUGAAAAAAAAACAGAAAGGAAAAAAAUGGUAGAUUAAUUUCAAAUGUGUGUAUACUUUUUGAAAACUAGAAUGGUACAGUUUUUUGUUUUGUAUUUUUGUAUACAUAAGGAAAAGCACUAAAAUGAUGCAGACAACCUAAGUAUUCAGCUUGUUCAAGAGUGAGAGGGAUUGGGCUGGAUAGUCCAAUAAAAAUAGCAUUCCUAAGUGAAUAUACACAGCAUGCAUGCAAGCAGUUUUUGAGCGUUAAUUCUGUCUGCUGGUGUACACAAGUUUAAAAUGUUAAAGCUUAUUAACACCUGUGACUUUAUGCAUCACGUGGAAAGUUAUCUUGUCCAACAUUCCUGUAAAAAAAAAAAAAAAAACUGGAUUUCAGUACAUGAUUUAAGAAUUUGUUUUUCAGUCAGUUGAAUGUGUAAAUGUUACCUAUCUAUACAAGCAACUUUAGAUAGCAACUGGGCCCUUUGAACAAGCCAUGUCCUUUGCAUCAGUGCAUAUUGACCAUUUUUGCUGAUGGAAUUUCACAAGCUUUCCCAAACACUGAGACAUGCUACAAAGUACUGUAUAUAGUGUUUAUAUGAUUGUGAUCACUCUUUGUUAGAUACAGUCCUUAUUCACCCAUGUAGAAGAUACAUAGCAGGCUUUAAGGAUCAAAGGGCUUCACUCCAGCCUUUGUCUUUUCCCACUGACAGCCACACAUUCGCUGCACAGUGUCUUAUGUCUUAUCUAUAGUCUGUUUUGUCAUGGCCUUACUCUCUAACCGAUUCACUGGAUAAAAUUACAUUGGUAGCUGAUCUGUCCCACUCCAUCUACCUACAAUACCUCUUAAGAACGUGUGCUUUUCUGGCCUCGUCUCCACAAAAAAAUCACGGGAGACAUGACUGGCAAUAGACAACAGUAGUAUGCACAUUUCGGCCUUUGCUGCGCUUAAAGUUAUGAAGUUAGCCGCCGUUAGCAUGGAGCAACGAGGGAUGACCUCUACAGGGAUUGGGUGUCCUGAGAUUGUCCUCAAGACAAAGACAACAUUGGUCAGCCUGUCUAAAAAACCGAAGCGCUAUGAAAGCACUUAGCUGUUUUCGCGGGACUGCCUUGGGGGGGACCACACUCACCACAGAGCUUGCUUACCAAGAAAAACUUGGUCCGUUAGCAUGGUGCAACGUCUGCAGGUUUAUAUGCAAAAAUUUUAAAAAGGAAAUUAACACUAGGGAACAGCAAAGGAACUUCAAAACAUUCAGAUUUCUGGUGGCCCAGUGGUUAGUGAAAUGGUUGUUUUAUUUGACACGUCUUCUUUGUGUGAGAAUUAAAUGCACUUUUUGUAUAUGUUUUGACAAUGAAAUAUCUGCAUAGUAGCCUUUUCCAUUAAUGGAGCAUUACACGCAUCUUCAUAGGAGCUAGAAUACCUUAAAGAUUCAUAUUAUGUUUUUAAAUGAUGCAUAGUUAUUAGAAAGCUAUUUUCUAAAUGGCUAACAUUGUCAGGCUCAAUUCAACCAAAAUCUUUAUGCAGGAACCUCUUAGAAUAUGAGGAUACAGCUGGAGUAAGGUGCAGGUGUGUGCUGCUGCCGUAUGUUUCUGAAUGCUUUUAGAUGAGUUGAACAGGAUAUGGGUUCACUGUGUCUGUACAACUGACUAAGACCAGGAUACCACUUGCUUUAUUCAAAGAACACUAAAAUCAUCUGAAAAACGCCCUUCUACAAUAUUUACUUAUUUGCUUCUAGCCCUUUCUCUGCCAAUAGAGGACUUUGACUGUAAAUUUGUCUGUUAAUCUGAAAUGUUGAAAGUGCACUGUAGAUUCAUAUCCAACCGUUAUUGUUUUCAACAUAGAUGUAUAUUGCUGCCUGAGAGGACUGCAGAAGGGGUAAAAUAUUCAGGCGCUCACUGGACAACUAAACUGGAGAGCCCAACCCCCACCCACCCCCUCGCCCCACACUGUAAAAUACCAUGGCGCAUAUCCACCAUAGUUGUGAAGGAAGCCCAGAAGGCCUCCUCGUAGUUGUCCAUGUUACCCCUUACUUUGAUGAGCUUUUUUCUCCCGUUUACUUGUUUAUUACACCGGUGCCUUCUUGGAACACUUUUUGGCAUGCCAUGUGCUCCUUGUGGGGGGUCUAGAACAUUCUGCAGUGGGGCUUUUGGGCAUAGAAAUGAAAACUUGGGGAGUUUGGGGUGGGGAGUACUUCUUAAUUGGGUUAAUUGACAUGUGUAUUUGUCAUUCAUUUACCACGUACCUUAGAAUGUGUCAGAGCAUUUUUUUGUUUUGUUGAGUCAGCGCUGUAGCCAGGCCUGGAGUGUCAGCAGAACCUUCCAUGUAAGGAAGUACCCACCUUGGUAUAGUUUCAUUUGGCUGGGCUUUGAGAGGGAGGACUGGCAUUCCCCCAGCUUCCACACAGCACUAGGGGCCCGUAGUGCUUUCUGUAGCGUUGCUUCAACGUCAAGGCAACGUCGAGGGAAUGUUGUGCGCUAGCUGGGGUCCUGCUAGGCAGGGUGAGGCCAUUCACCUUCAGGGCAGGCUCUUCAUUCACACUGUAUAGAGAUUUAGCAUGUCUGUCUAAAAGAUCAAUAAAAAUGUCUUAUUACCAAAAA
Anguilla rostrata (American eel) is the source of this 3552-nucleotide messenger RNA. RefSeq names its product ras-related protein Rab-6B-like. The record is from RefSeq and is a predicted model, not a curated record. Gene Ontology annotation, biological process: vesicle-mediated transport. The coding region runs from base 150 to 776 and encodes 208 amino acids. The transcript is spliced from 8 exons. Lineage: Eukaryota; Metazoa; Chordata; Actinopteri; Anguilliformes; Anguillidae. Gene Ontology annotation, molecular function: GTP binding; GTPase activity.